GGAGUCAGUGCUCAUCUGGACGUGGUCGAGGGAGGGUGUGUGUCAGAGGCUCCGGGAAUUACAAAGAGCCACGGUGUAUAUUUCUAUAGGCCUAAAGUUACGAGUGAGAUUCCUAGGCCUACCAGAUUCCCAGGGUGCACCGCGUGAGGCAGCAGCAGGCACUGGGCAUUGGACACUGGACACUGGGCACUGGACACUGGACACCUGCCACUGGGCAGCAGCAGCAGCAGCAGCAGCAGGCGCGAUGCUUGGCCGGCCGGCGCGGGCGUGGCAGGUGUAGGUGUUGGGUGUGAGGUGGAGUGGUGUGUGUUUGCGUUGUGAUGGGCGUGGGCGGGUGUGUGGCGGCAGCAGCAGCAGGAUGACGAGCAGUGACGUGGCUGCCGUGGUGAGCGCCGUGCAGUGGGGCGAGGAGGGGUCGUACCUGAAGGAGGUGGCGGGGCGGUGUCCCCGGCCCCAGCUGGCCAAGGUGAUCAAGGGGCAGUACCUGGGCGUGGGCGUGCCCACCCUGGCCAACCCCUCCCUGGCCUCCACGCUGCUGCUGGUGCCGGCGGGCAAGGCAGUGCGCGUGGCGGCGCAGUGCGUCAAGUUCAAGGAGGGGCGGCGCGUGGUGCCGGCCGGCCCGCGCCUCGCCAUCCCUGAGUCUUACGAUGGCUACUUUGAGAUCCUGAGCGAGGACGGGCGCGCCGUGCGGUGCAUGGAGAGUGUGGCGGAGCUGGCGCGGCGUUUCCCGGACUCGGCGCUGGUGCGGGAGAGCGUCAAGGCGUACGUGUCCCGCUCAGACGACGUGGACGCCAUCACGGAGAAGGCGCGGCAGGUGGCGGCGGGCGAGACGCUGGUGGUGGUGGGUGAGGUGGUGGGGUCUGGGCGGGGUGGUGGUGGUGGCGGGGGCCGUGGCUCGCGGUUCCUGCGGUGCUUUGACCAGGCGGGGCAGAACGUGUACCUGCCGUGGGAGGCGCGGGGCAAGUUCUCUGCCAUCGCGAAGGAGGACAACAUCAGCGGCGUGCACAGCAUCCGCAACCUGCUCAACAAGCGCCUGCCGCUCAUGGUGCGCGUGGUGCAUGGCAAGCCCCCCCUCCCCGCCAAGGCCGCCCAACACUUCCUGCCGGAGCUGCGCCUCUUCGCCGCCCACAACGAUGAGCCUCUGGCCGCCCUGCCACUGGGCAAGGACGCGCCGCUACUGCUGGUGCCGCCCUCCGCGCCGCUCAAGCUGGCCCACGCCCGCAACGCUGACCAAGUGGAGAAGAGCAAGGAGUUCCUGCGGCUGUGUGAGCGCGCCGCCACGCUGCUGGCCGAGGCCGCAGACCGCAUGCACGUCUACGACACCACGCUGGGCUCCAAGGGUGGUGGCGGCGGCGGUGGCGGCGGUCCCCGCGACCCCCGCUUCGCGCAGUGGCCGGAGCCCUCCAAGCCGCGCCUCAAGGCACACCACCACCACCACCACCACCCGCGCCAGGCCCCGCGCCGUGCCCGCCCCGCCCCGGAGGCGCGGCAGUCCGGCGCGCCGCCCGACGACUACGACGAGAUAGACCAGAUCUACGACUAUGUGCGUGGCUUUGCGCCCCUUCCCAAGCACAUCAAGUCACCCUACGCCACCGACGACCCCGCCCCCCACUCCCGCCGUGCCUCCCACACCACCGCGCCGUCCAACACCGCCACCACCACUGCAGCCAACACCACCACCACCGCAGCCUCCACGCCGGACAAGGGCGAGGCACGCCCCACUCCGCCCCCCAUAGAGACCAUCCCCUCCCGCCGCUCGAGCCGCGCCCCCGAGAAGCUGUCCCCCUCCGUCCACCCCGCCCUCAUCUCCGCCGCCCUGGACCGCGCUGCUCACCGCAGGGUGGAGAAGCGCACCCGCCGCCCGGAGGACAAGAAGGCCCCUGCCACCACACCCUCCACCCCCACCACGCCACACCCACACCCCCUGACCAACCCCUCCUCCCCUGACACCCAGCCCGCCUCACCCACUCCAGACGUGACGCCCACGGCGGCCACCACGCCCACGGCGGCGCCCAACAAGCUGUUCGUGAAGGCGCCGCAGCAGCGGCCGCACAAGUCCCGCGUGCUGCGCCACAAGUCCGCCUCGCCCGUGAAGGAAGCGCUGCUCGAGGUGACGGGCUCCACCGCGCCCUCCGCCACAAACCCCGCCGCCUCCAACACCAGCCUGGCGGCGGGCUGCGGCCUGGGGGUGGGUGGCCUGGGGCUGGUGGGCGGGGUGGGGGCGUCGUCCCCCUCGCCGCUGUUCAAGCUGCGGUACAAGUCGCUGACCAGCCUGGCCCUGGACUUUGACACCCUGGACUCCAGCAUCUCGGGCGGCAAGGGGUCUGCGGACAGCGGCGGCUCCGGCACCAUCGCCGCCAAGCUGCCAGAGAAACGCAGCCGCCGCCUCACCCGCCCCAAGAGCCUCACCAACCUGGCCUGGGACACCCGCGACGCCCGCGACGCUCGCGACACGCCCCCCACCCUGGCCCCGCUCUCCGGCACCUCCCGCGCCCUGCUGGAGGCAGAGAAGCACCUCAGACUGCAGCCCGGAGUGUACCGCCACGCCAGGGACACCACGCCCGCCAUGCUGGCCGCCACCUCCCGCCUCCUGCAGGGACACAAGAAGAUUGGCACGCUAUACUUGUGAUCAGAUUAAACUUCAAGAAUUUUGUGAAAGAAAGAAAGAGAGAGAGAGAGAGAGAGAGAGAGAG
Messenger RNA from Portunus trituberculatus (swimming crab), 2693 nucleotides. RefSeq lists its product as uncharacterized. The record is from RefSeq and is a predicted model, not a curated record. NCBI's taxonomy places the organism in Eukaryota, Metazoa, Arthropoda, Malacostraca, Decapoda, Portunidae.